Molecule: messenger RNA, 2546 nt
Organism: Rubroshorea leprosula
Lineage: Eukaryota; Viridiplantae; Streptophyta; Magnoliopsida; Malvales; Dipterocarpaceae
Source: the annotation of a GenBank genome assembly
CAUCACUACGCUCACUCUCCCAUUCCUUACGAAAUGGCAACUUCCUGUCUUCUUCCAUGCAUUGCUGUUCUCUUUCUAGCUGCUUGUGCUUCAGCAUCUAGACAACUCCCCUUGGGUCCAAAUCAUGGUGAUGUCCCUAAUGAUUUUAGCCAUGUUUGCGACCCGUCGAGAUUUAGACAGCAGGGGCUGGACAUGGAAGAGUUUGCAUACUGCGACAAGUCCCUUUCUUACCAGGUCAGGGCUAAGGAUUUGGUAGAUCGACUGACACUGGAUGAGAAGGUGCAACAGAUGGGAAAUUCAGCAAAAGGUGUGAGCAGAAUAGGCUUGCCAAAGUAUGAAUGGUGGUCUGAGGCAUUACAUGGGGUCUCUAACGUCGGUCCAGGCACCCACUUUGACAAUUCUGUUCCUGGUGCAACAAUUUUCCCCACUGUUAUACUUACAGCUGCAUCAUUUAAUCAGUCACUUUGGAAAAAUAUUGGCCAGGUUGUUUCAACUGAGGCUAGAGCCAUGUACAAUGUAGGAAAUGCUGGAUUGACCUUUUGGAGUCCUAAUGUCAAUGUGGUGAGGGAUCCUAGAUGGGGAAGAGUUACUGAAACAGCUGGUGAAGAUCCUUUUGUAGUUGGCACAUAUGCUACUAAUUAUGUAAGAGGCUUACAAGAUGUUGAAGGAGCAAAAGAUCCCUUGGAUCCAAACUCAAGACCUCUUAAAGUUUCUUCAUGUUGCAAGCAUUAUACUGCCUAUGAUGUUGAUGCUUGGCAGGGUGUUGAUCGUUACCAUUUUAAUGCACUGGUUUCUGAGCAAGAUAUGCUAGAGACCUUCAAUCGUCCCUUUGAGAUGUGUGUCAAGGAUGGUGAUGUUAGUAGUGUUAUGUGCUCUUACAAUCGUGUCAAUGGAAUUCCUACUUGUGCUGAUCCAAAUCUUUUAAAAGGAACGAUUAGAGGGGAAUGGGACUUCCAUGGCUAUAUUGUCUCGGAUUGUGAUUCUAUUGAAGUGAUGGUAGAUGGCCAUAAAUGGCUUGAUGACAAAGGAGAUGAUGCCUCUGCACAAACCUUAAAAGCGGGUUUGGAUUUGGAUUGUGGAAAUUUCUAUCCAGACAACCUCAAAAGUGCAGUUUUAAAAGGAAAAGUUAAGGAAGCAGAAAUCGAUAGGUCAUUGAACUACCUUUAUGUUGUGCUAAUGCGGCUUGGAUUCUUUGAUGAAAUUCAACAAUACAAGUCUGUUGGCAAGGGAGAUGUGUGCACUAAGCAGCACAUUGCAUUAGCUUCACAAGCAGCCAGAGAAGGAAUUGUACUUCUUAAAAAUGAAGGUGGAGCUUUACCAUUGAGUUCUACUAAAAAAUUGGCAGUAAUAGGUCCACAUGCUAAUGUGACAUGGUCAAUGCUUGGAAAUUAUGCUGGUAUCCCUUGUCGAUUUGUGUCUCCACUUGAUGGCUUGACAACAUUUGGACAAGUUUUGUCCGUGGUUGAUCAUGUGAUUUACCAACAAGGAUGUGUCAAUGCUAAGUGUGAUAAUGACUCAAUGAUUUUCCAAGCAAUGAAAGCUGCUGAGGAUGCAGAUGCCACCAUACUUUUUGUGGGAACGGAUUUGUCCAUUGAAGCCGAGAGCCUAGAUAGGACGAACCUUUAUUUACCUGGUUAUCAAACUCAAUUGAUCAAUCAGGUUGCCGCAAGUUCAAAAGGCCCAGUGAUUCUUGUGAUCAUGUCAGCAGGUGGUGUUGAUAUUCAAUUUGCUAAAGACAACGAGAAAAUUAGAUCAAUAUUGUGGGCUGGAUGGCCUGGUGAAGAGGGUGGUCUUGCAAUUGCUGAUGUUAUCUUUGGGGGCUACAAUCCAGGGGGGAAGUUACCAAUCACAUGGUAUAAGAAUGAAUAUGUCGACCAAUUGCCCAUGACAUCCAUGCCAUUGAGGCCAGUGGAUGAUUAUCCAGGACGAACGUACAAAUUCUAUGAUGGUCCUACAGUAUACCCAUUUGGCUAUGGAAUAAGCUACACAAAUUUCACAUAUGAAUUAACAUCUUCACCGCAUUCGCUUCUCUUCAAUCUGGAGCCGCGCCAACACUGCUACCCCCAGAACCAUACCAACAAGGAUCAAGGCUCGCAGUGUCCAGCAAUCAUCAUUGAACAUUCGGAAUGCACUUACUUCAUUGAUGUGGAAGUCACAGUGCACAAUGUCGGAACGAGGGAUGGAAAUGAAGUUGUCAUGGUGUAUUCAGCUCCUCCACCCGGGAUUGAUGGGGCUCCUAUCAAGCAAUUAAUUGGUUUUCAGAGGGUUAAUGUUGCUGCUGGUCAAAAUGUAAAGGUGAAAUUCUCGUUCAAUGUUUGUGACAGCUUCAACAUCAUUGAUGCUGCUGCCUACAAUCUUCUGCCGUCCGGUGCUCACAAAAUCUUGGUGGCUGAUAAAUCAGCAACACUUGAAGUUAGUUUUGAUUAUUAGUCUGUUUGUUCAUCUUUUUAGGAAACUCAGUAUCUAUUUUUUGUAAAUAACAUUCCCUAAUCAGGUUUGGAUGUAAAUAAAAGCUUUAUGCAAGUGAAUAAAUUUUUUUGUUUCUA